AUGAAUCCUGAACAGCCGCGAAGAGCGGCGACUGUGCCUCUGCCUGUUCCCCAAAACCAUCAGAAUCCGCCACCAGCUCCGCCUCUGCCUCCACAACAGCGAGCCCGCAAUGCCCUGAACAGAUUUCUAGGAUUCCCUGCCAGAGCCGCUGAUGCAGAUGGCGAUGGGCGCGAUGGCACCGGUCCAGGGCUGAAGGAUAUGCAGAGACUUCCUAGUCUAUCAGCGUAUAAUGCCAGCGCUAGCCAUAAAACCGGGCUAGAAAUCAACUCCUUAUCCAUCAACGAUGAGGGAAGUCAUGCGAUUCUUGCUGGACGGGACAUUCUCAAAACAAUUCGCGUUGAUGAGGGAAGCUGUACAGAAGACAUCAAUAUUCGAGCUGCCAUCCGUAACUACAGUGCGCACACCUCUGGGAGGUCANAGGACAAUAUCAACAUCUCAGAUGUUGCUUGGNGAAAGGGCAAUUUCGGCAACUAUAUCGCCGCUGCAAACGCCAACGGACCCAUCACGCUAUAUGACCUCAAUCAUCCUGGUAUCGAAGUUGCGCAGCUAAAAGAACACCGCCGACAAAUCCACAGAGUGACGUUCAAUCCUCAUGCUGGCCAGCAUUUCCUUUCUGCCAGUCAAGAUGGAACUGUCCGACUGUGGGACCUCCGCGAUGUGAGACGGGAUGCCAACACUUUUCCAAGCAGGUUCACCACCAGCGGCCAGAAUGAGGGAGUUCGGGAUGUCAAAUGGUCCCCAACAGACAUCUUCGAAUUAGCCAUGUGUACGGAUGGUGGCUUCGUUCAAAGAUGGGACACUCGCAAGCUCAAAAGUCCACUAACGCGUAUCGCCGCUCAUACUGGCCCGUGCGCGACGAUUGACUGGCAUCCGGAUGGUAAACAUCUACUCAGCGCCAGUUCGGACAAGACUGUGAAAGUCUGGAACAUCUCUGCUGAGGGUAGAAGACACAAGGCUGUUUACGAGAUCAAGACACCACAUCCUUUGCGUCAUGCUAGGUGGAGGCCAUCUUGUCAGUCAUCGUGGCCAACAGGUCGGGGCUCUAGGCAGUGUACUCAGAUUGUCACAUCCUACGAGCGUGAUCAUCCCAUCGUGCAUAUCUGGGAUUUCCGAAGACCUUGGCUACCCUUUCGAGAAAUGGAAGGCUACCAGACCGCCCCAACAGAUCUUUUGUGGCAUUCUCAAGACUUGCUGUGGACAGUCAGCAGGGAGGGUAUGUUUCUGCAGCAUGAUAUCAAAUAUGCUCGCAAAGUCAUGGACAAACGCAACAUGCAAGCCUUUGCUAUCUCCCCGCUUGGAGAAUUUAGUUUGGUGAUUCAGAAGAGAGCGACCCGCCUUAGACCAGGUCUCAAUCGUGACGAUAGCGAAGCGUUCAUCCGUCAACGGCGAUCUGGUCUGUCACCUUCUGAGACGAUUGGACAAGGCAACACAUCUAGUCGAGGAUCUCAUGACGAUACCAUAGACGACACUUUUCUAAGCAGUUCUUAUGGCAAGCGCCAUACAAGAUCUCCCAGUGCUAGGAUUGGUAAGUCGUCUAAUGGAUCACCACCAGCAUAUGAUGUGAAUUCUACUCGAACAGUCAGUCUCGAAGACGUCCUGAAAGCGGGACGAGCAUAUAAGCCAGGGCAAAGCGCCGCUCGCGGCCGUCUGCCUGGUAGCCCAAACCUGUUGCUCCUUCAAUAUUUCGCCAAGCAGUACACAACACGAGUUCUUCCCGAACCUCCUUCAGUCGAUGCGUUCUUGACAGUACACGAGGUCUUCGAGCACAACGCAAUUCACGCUCAGAAGGCAUCACUAUAUCGCUUGGCUCAGUCAUGGAGGAUGAUGGGUCGAGCAGUUAUGACAGAGCUGCUAAACAGAGCGAAUCACCACCGCAGACUAAGAGUAAAGAACGAAUCCGGGCCUCGCAAGAGCUUGCUAGACGAGUCGCCCUUUGCGAGAAGGACCAGAAAAUGGCUUGGGUCAACAGAGCGCAGGCUGAGCUCAAAGCCUGGCACACCCUUGAGCCGACCACUCAGAACGAUGGAGUCACUCUCGACUGUUCAGCCCGACAGUACCUCAAAUGUUCCCACACCGAUUGCAAGACCUGUAAAAGACAAACAUGAGUCAGAGCGAGCUUCGCUGAAAGAGAUUGAUAAGGACGAAAGUCUUACGCUGCCACCUUCGCUCCUGACUCCUUCAGAGAUUCAACAAAACAUCGAGGAACAGAGCCGAGCUACAUUGCAGGCAGUCGAUCACCGAGGCAUCGAGCAUCGUAACUCUUGGUAUGGCUCUGUACAAAACUAUCAAGAGAAGCGAGAGUCGAUCAGCAAUUGGAGACAACCUCUUAAAGAGCCGCUCAAUCUGGAGGACGGGCCUAACGAACGGCCUAAACCUACAAGAUACAACUCUGACGAGAGUUUUGGCAUGUUCCCAUCUUUGUCUUCUCGGGAUGCUUCGGGACCUGCUUCUUCGGUCGCUAGCAGAUCAGAUCUCAUGGAAGCCGUGCAAGAAAAUCUCCGAUCAGAGGGGUCGUACGGCUCGAUGAAUCUGGGAAGCAGUUCAUCUUCUGAGCCUAUCUUGGGUCGAAGCUAUCAGGCCAGACAGGGUAUCCUUGAGGAUCAAAGCCAGGGAUCUGUCGUUGUAUCUUCAUCCGAAAGCGACCGUGGAGGGUCUGUGAAGGUCCCUGCACCCACGGAGAACAAAGAAGCUCCAGCAAGAGACAUACCUCGAGACAUGCAAACUCUUGCCUUGAACAACCAGCAGAGCUUCAUAUCCGAGAUCGACGCUUUUCCCAACCACCGGAAGCUUUCUGAUGAAGCCGAGAAUAUGGAAGCUAGUGGCACUAUCAUUCCGCACCGGCAUUCAAGGCAGCUAGGACGAUCGAGAGAAGGAUCUAUAACCAAGCCAACGACACUCGCGCACACCACAGAGAGUGCACCAGCCGUGAUGCCCACCAAGAAUGCUGCUGUCGACUCGACAAAAACACCGUUCAUCACAGCCGAUUUCCUGACAUCUGACUAUAAUGUCGACAGCGAAAAGGACAAACCAUUCCGUGUGAUAGACAUGCUCAAUCACCUACUCGACCAUCAUACUGUGAAAGUGCCUGACGCACAAGCAGCGACCAACUUUAUCUUCAUGUUGGCACCCCUGCUUCCAGCGACCCAUGCACUCUCACAAGCAGAUAUCGAUGCGACCAUUACUGUGUACAGCGAAUACUUUACGGCCAUGGGAUACAGCGAUAUGGAGAUCUACAGCUUGUUCUCGACUUCAUUUGAACAUCUCAUCAAGGCUGGGCUGCAACCUCUACAAGCAGAAAGCAUCAUCAGCACCUAUCACAGCCAACUGCAGCAUCUUGGAUUGUUCAGCAAUGCCGCAUAUAUGCGCCGUGUCAGCUAUCCCAUGUAUCCAUCGGUCUACGAGGCCGGCUUGAAAGACACUCAAGUCAGCUUCAUGUGCGGUGCCUGCAAGAAACCCAUCAACACUCCCAAUAAGAUGCGCUGUGAAACUUGUAUGCAGCGUCAAGAUCCUUGUCCAAUCUGCUGGAGUGACACAAGUCCAUUCGAGGGUUCUGCCAAAAUAAAGGUGCGAGCAGGAGGCGAUCGAACUUCUAUAGUCGAGCCCUUUAUUCGGCCAGCAAGUGCCGGAGACGACGACGAGACUCAACAAACCACCAUUGAAGAUGCCCAGGUACAGAAGAAUGCCUUGUACUCUACUUGCUUGCUUUGCAACCAUUCAGCUCAUGCAGCGUGUCUGCGUACCUGGCACUCACCACCUCCAUCCCAUAUUGAUGUUUCUCCAACCUCUGUGUCAACCUCCGAGGGCGCUUGCCCCACUCCAGGCUGUCUCUGCGCGUGCACACCGGGACCUCAACGAAAUGAGUUGUUGGACACUGUCGAGCGAAGGGAAAGGGAGAAAAGUGUACGUGAUGAUGACUGGAUCGUGGCAGAGUCGAGGGCUGCGCAGACAGCUGCUACGUUGGCGGGUGGCAGGAAGAAGAGCGGACUGAGUAUUACAACGCCAAAUGAAGAGAUUGGCAGUGGCAGGCGAGAGAGAAAGAGCGUCGGGUUUAAGAAAGGCUAG
Messenger RNA from Aureobasidium vineae, 4062 nucleotides. The record is from the annotation of a GenBank genome assembly. NCBI's taxonomy places the organism in Eukaryota, Fungi, Ascomycota, Dothideomycetes, Dothideales, Saccotheciaceae.